This is a messenger RNA of Choloepus didactylus (southern two-toed sloth), 1266 nucleotides long. RefSeq names its product collagen alpha-1(I) chain-like. Lineage: Eukaryota; Metazoa; Chordata; Mammalia; Pilosa; Megalonychidae. The transcript has a single exon. The record is from RefSeq and is a predicted model, not a curated record. Bases 1 to 1266 code for a protein of 421 amino acids.
AUGUCCUCAGGAAUCAGAAGGCAGCUGCUGUGGCCAGAAGGCAGUGAGCAAAGCGGGGUGGGGGCUGGCUGUGCAGCAGAAUCUGACCCCAUCCCUGUGACCCCAUCACCCCGGCAGGCCGACUCCUGGCUGACUCUAUGCCGUCUCUCGGACCGGACUAACGGUCCCCACGAGCAGGCCUCCUGCCCUGGCCCCUGGCCCAGCACUUUGGGCGUGGGAAGCCCUCGGCAAGCAGGAAGGCAAGGCUUACCCAACCGUGCAGGCCCAGUAGGGCCUCUGCGCCCAGGCCGCGCAUGGGGCAGGCCCUCCCGCCCCGCUGGCCGCCAUGCCCGGGAAGCCCCCAGCGCCCCCAGGACGGCCUUCCAGGGAGAGAACGCUUCCCAGGCGAGCUCCUGCUCCUUCUUGCCUGCCUCCAAGACUUCUUGCAUGAUCUCAGCCACCAGGCACCCUCAGCCCCCGCCCGCGCCCCUCCCCGUCCUGUCUGGGAGCUCUAUCUGUAAAACGGAUCUAGGAACCCUGCUUCUCCACCGCCUGAAACCCACAGCAUCUGGGGAAGUCGUUGGCCCAAGCGAGCGGGGGCCCAGCGCUCGGGGACGCCAGAGCCCUUCAAGUGGCCGAGGCCGAGGCCGGUGCGGCCUCCCCGGGGUGCUGCGCGCCAGGAGGAAUUUGCCUGGAAGCUUCUCCGCGGCCACACGGGCCUCCUGGCGCUGGCUCGGGGCGCAGAGCGCGCGGCGGGGCGAGAGGCGCCCGGGCCUCGGUUUCUCCCGCAGCCCCCAGGGCGGGCGCGCCGAGAACAGUAGUGGGAGAAUGUGCGGAAUGUGCCAGGCGCAUCUACCUACCCCAGGAGAGGGCAGGGGAAGGGGACCGGCCGAGGGGAGGGGUGAGGGGCGAGGCUCCGGGCGGCCAGAGCAAACCUGUUUGUUCUCCUGCGGGCCGAGCCCAGUCGUGCCUCCUCGCUGCUCUGCGUGCUCCCCGCCGCGCCCCGCGCCCCCGCCGCCCCCGCGCCCCAACGCUCCCCGGCCUGGCCCGGAAGGGCGCUGCCCACCCGAGGGAGCCCGCGCCCCUGCAGUCCCUGCGACCCCCGCCCCACGAGCCGGGCACCUGUGCCAGGUAGGGCUGUUGAGUGGCCAUCGGACGCGGCCCGACAGGGAGACAGCGGGGGCGCCCUCCGGGGACCCAACGCCUGAGGCCGAGCUCGUACCCAGCCGGGUGACUGGGGACCACGCACGGCCUCAGUUUCCCCCUCCAGAAACCAGACGGCUCUGA